Messenger RNA from Culex pipiens pallens (northern house mosquito), 1836 nucleotides. Its product is annotated as kielin/chordin-like protein. The transcript is spliced from 5 exons. NCBI's taxonomy places the organism in Eukaryota, Metazoa, Arthropoda, Insecta, Diptera, Culicidae. The record is from RefSeq and is a predicted model, not a curated record. Bases 123 to 962 code for a protein of 279 amino acids.
GUUCAAUAAAGGAAGGAGUUAGUUUUUUUCUCUGUUUAAUUUAAAACUUUCUAUUUUUCAAAGUAUUCUUGAACGUUCAAUAUUAUUUUUUUCCGCAAACGGUUGAGAUAUUUCCGGACAUCAUGAUAAAGAACGUUACCGGUGCAAUUUUACUGUGCUCAUUAGCUGCACUUUGCAAUGCUGAUUGCCCUGCUCCUCCAAAGCACUACUCAGAGUUAGGAUGUAAACCAAUUAAAGAUCAAGGUUACGAUUGCCCAAAUAGAUACGACUGUACAACAUUAUGGAAACGUGACAAUCAAAAGUGUCACUUCAAUGGCCACUCUUAUGAGCCUGGAACUUCACUAUCCGAAAGUGACCAAGCAUUGGUACCUUGCUCGCCAGCCUGUCGUUGCAUGAACUACUCCUCGCCAGCUUCCUUCAACUGUGCCAGCAACGAAUGUCCGGAGUUUUUCAGACGAAAGGAAAACUGCAUCUACCAGUACACCAAGGGUCAAUGUUGCACCACAGGUCCCGCCAUUUGUGGCAAGAAAAUUGAAGAACUCGGCAAGUGCUACCUUGGGGGAAAGCUCUACCGAGAGGGUGAGCCGAUGUUUCCGGAGGAUAAUUCCUGCUACAAGUGCCAUUGCAAGCAGGGAUUUGAUAACAGUACCGUGGUGGGUAAUCCAGACUGCUACGAAAUCAACUGUGGCAUUGAGUUGAGGAACGCGGAACGGUUGGCCCUUGGCUGUAUUCCGGUUUACUUUGGAAACGAUCGGUGCUGUCCAAUUUCGUGGAGAUGUCCUGAAGACAAGGAUAAAAUCAUUGAAGAGGGCCCUCGCUCAGCCCAAGAUUCAAAGAUGCAGUGCAAGUUUGGCAAACUGACGAUGGGCGUUGGAGAUUCGAUUUCCUCUGAGGACAAGUGUGUCUCGUGCAAGUGUACUAUUCCACCGAUGGCUCAAUGUGUUCAAAGUAGGGAUUGCUAAAGUGUGAACUGCAUUUUUGUGUGAAGUCAAUGGUGAUAACACUAGCAUAAACUUUGAAAUCCUUAGAGACACUUGCACCUUGAAUAAAAAAAAUAAAAAAAAGGAAAAAUGGUUCAGGGCAUAAAUUAAGGUCUUUUACUCAAAAUUGUAUGGAGAAUUAGUGUGGUUCGUCGCUAUUGCAUAUAUCCUAGAAAUUAAAUGCAAUAUGUAAGAGAAGAGAACCACACUGUUUCUCUGGAAAAAAAAUCCACUGUGCCUAAUCAAACAAAAAUACAAUUGUACGUGACUCUGAGGAUCCCAAAUUGUAUGCUUCCCCUUGGUAGUUUAGUUAUCGAUCAAUGGAUAACAAGUUUAAUAAUAAUUUUUUUUGGAACAAUAGUAGUCAGUUCAAGAAAGAAACGAGUGGGAAGGGGGGGUUGACAAAACUAAACUGCUUUCAUGCCAAGAUUAAAAUAAUUAAAAUGUUUUUUUGCACAUCUGUUGUAAAACUAUAAUUCCUGUCUUUUUAAUUUUCGCUACAAAAAAAGGUCGAAAAGAAAAGUAAUAAUUUUCAAUAUUGUUUUGAUUUGAACAGUGGUUUGACUAAAUACAUGGGCAUUUGGCUUAAAAUUCUAUUCAGAGCAAUUCCAUGCCAAAUAGGGAAUCGAUUGUACCGGACCCUCUCCGAUUUCAAUGAAACUUUGUUGACAUUUUAUCCUACGCUUAUGUAAGCCAUUUUUGUGUAUAUGGAGCCAGUUUCACUCGAUAAUGACAUUGGAGAAGGGCGUAAGUGUUUUAAAUAUUUUUGUAAUUCGGAAUUUAAAUAUUUCUGUACCUCGAAGCCGUUGCAUCGUAGCAAAAAGUGGUCAAAGACAAACUUGUAAGAAAUUUGCCG